AUGUUUAGAAGAUGCAUACCUGAGGAAGAAGUAGAAGGAAUAUUGUUUGCUUGUCAUAGUUCUAGUUAUGCAGGGCACUUUGCCACUUACAAGACAGUAUCCAAAGUCCUACAAGCUGGAUUUUGGUGGCCAACUAUGUUUAAGGAUGCUCAUGCAUUCAUAUCAAGAUGUGAUGCUUGCCAAAGAAUGGGAAAUAUAAGCAAGAGGAAUGAGAUGCCACAGAACUUUAUACUAGAAGUUGAAGUUUUUGAUGUUUGGGGCAUUGACUUUAUGGGACCAUUCCCAACCUCUUUUGGCGACCAAUACAUUCUAGUGGCAGUUGAUUAUGUCUCCAAAUGGGUGGAAGCCAUCGCCAGCCCAACUAAUGAUGCACAGAAUCUUUGCCAACCUUUUGAAGAAGCAUGGAGUCACUCACAAAGUUGCCUCUCCUUACCACCCCAAACUAGUGGACAAGUUGAGAUCUCAAACAGAGAACUCAAGAGCAUACUUCAGAAGACAACAGGCAAGACAAGGAAGGAUUGGAGUGCCAAACUUGAUGAUGCUCUAUGGGCAUACCGCACUGCCUUCAAAACACCACUUGGUACCACCCCCUUUCAUCUUGUUUAUGGUAAAGCAUGUCAUUUACCUGUGGAGCUGGAGUACAAAGCAGCUUGGGCUAUUAAGGAGUUGAACUUCAACCUAAAGACAGCAGGAGAAAGAAGAUUGAUUCAGCUGAAUGAGCUUGAUGAGAUUAGGCAUCUGGCUUAUGAGAAUUCAAAGAUCUAUAAGGAGAGAACCAAAGCUUUCCAUGACCGCAAGAUCAUCCCAAAGAACUUUGCGCCAAACGACCAAGUUCUACUAUUCAACUCAAGGUUGAAACUCUUUCCAGGAAAGCUUCGCUCAAGAUGGUCAGGACCAUUCAGGAUUAAAGAAGUUCGCCCCUAUGGAGCAGUGGUAUUAUGGGAUCAAUGGGAGGAGACUUUACAGUCAAUGGACAAAGGUUAA
Microthlaspi erraticum is the source of this 984-nucleotide messenger RNA. The record is from the annotation of a GenBank genome assembly. Lineage: Eukaryota; Viridiplantae; Streptophyta; Magnoliopsida; Brassicales; Brassicaceae.